CGCUCGGCUCGGGAGAGGAGAGCAGGCGGCCGGACGGGCUCCUCCACCGAAGCCGCUCGCUCCUGCGGCGCGCAAGGACGCCAGGCCCCGGGAAGCGGAGCGCACGCCCCGGCCCGUCCCUUUCCCUUCCCUUCCCUGCCCGGCCUGGAGGCGCGCUCCGAUAGGCGCAGCGAAGGACCCAAUCAAAGCCAGGCCGGAGCCUGAGAGGCCGCCUUUAAGCCGGCCUGCCGGAGGACAAGCGGCCGGGGAGAGGAAAGUUUCCCUUCGGCGGUUCGUGGAAGGCGGGCGCGCAUCCCUUUCCCGACGGCUGGGAUCUUACAGGCGUCGGCUUUCCCGGGGCCGGAGGGCCUCCGCGGCUUCCCGGCUCUCCCGCUCGGGCCAGCUUAGGCGCCCAGGCCGGCUCGAGGGGCGGCGGCGGGGGGACGGGGCUGCCGCGGCCAUGUCGAUGCUGCCGUCGUUCGGCUUCACGCAGGAGCAAGUGGCGUGCGUCUGCGAGGUCCUGCAGCAGGGCGGCAACCUGGAGCGGCUGGGCCGCUUCCUCUGGUCGCUGCCGGCCUGCGACCACUUGCACAAGAACGAGAGCGUGCUGAAGGCCAAGGCGGUGGUGGCCUUCCACCGGGGCAACUUCCGCGAGCUCUACAAGAUCCUGGAGAGCCACCAGUUCUCGGCGCACAACCACCCCAAGCUCCAGCAGCUCUGGCUCAAGGCCCACUACGUGGAGGCCGAGAAGCUGCGCGGGCGGCCGCUGGGCGCCGUCGGCAAGUACCGCGUCCGGCGCAAGUUCCCGCUGCCGCGCACCAUCUGGGACGGCGAGGAGACCAGCUACUGCUUCAAGGAGAAGUCCCGCGGCGUCCUGCGCGAGUGGUACGCCCACAACCCCUACCCGUCGCCCCGCGAGAAGCGGGAGCUGGCCGAAGCCACCGGCCUGACCACCACCCAGGUCAGCAACUGGUUUAAGAACCGCCGGCAGCGCGACCGAGCGGCCGAGGCCAAGGAAAGAGAGAACACGGAGAACAACAAUGCCUCCACGAACAAGCCCAACCAGCUGUCCCCCCUGGAUGGAGCCAAGCCCCUGAUGUCCAGCUCGGAGGAAGAGUUUUCCCCGCCGCAGAGCCCCGACCAGAACUCCAUUCUCCUGCUCCAGGGGAACCUCAGCCACGCCAGGAACUCCGGCUAUUCCUUGACCGGCUUAAGCGCCUCGCAGGCACCCCACGGCCUGCAGGCCCACCAGCACCAGCUGCAGGAUUCGCUCUUGGGACCUCUGACGUCCAGUUUGGUGGACCUGGGCUCAUAAUCCCAGCGACUCAGGCGGGCUUCCCCACCACCACCACCACCACACACGGCACUUGUACAUAAGGGGACAUGGUUUCCACCUGGUGGUUCUUAACAGUGACUCUACAGGUUCUUUUUUUCUUUUUUCUUUUUUGGGUGAAUCGGCCCCACCUCCCACUUUUCCACUCUUCUUUUUUUCCAUCGCGCCUCCCCCUCCCAAAUCCAUGAGGUCUUAGCAAAAACAAAGAUAAGGCAGCCUACAGGUAAAUACACACCUCUCUCUCCCACCCACCAGUGCUCCCUCUAAGCUGUGGAGUCCUGUGGGCAAAAAUUCUA
Gekko japonicus is the source of this 1608-nucleotide messenger RNA. RefSeq names its product SIX homeobox 1 (gene SIX1). NCBI's taxonomy places the organism in Eukaryota, Metazoa, Chordata, Lepidosauria, Squamata, Gekkonidae. Gene Ontology annotation, cellular component: transcription regulator complex; nucleus. Gene Ontology annotation, biological process: regulation of transcription by RNA polymerase II. The transcript is spliced from 2 exons. Gene Ontology annotation, molecular function: RNA polymerase II cis-regulatory region sequence-specific DNA binding; DNA-binding transcription factor activity, RNA polymerase II-specific. The coding region runs from base 440 to 1294 and encodes 284 amino acids. The record is from RefSeq and is a predicted model, not a curated record.